Molecule: messenger RNA, 6179 nt
Organism: Portunus trituberculatus (swimming crab)
Lineage: Eukaryota; Metazoa; Arthropoda; Malacostraca; Decapoda; Portunidae
Product: arrestin domain-containing protein 2-like
Exons: 9
Coding region: 1327-2577 (416 amino acids)
Biological process (GO): protein transport
Cellular component (GO): cytoplasm
Source: RefSeq, a predicted model, not a curated record
UAUCUCUACCUACCUCCCAACCUAUUUACCUGUCUCUGUUUAAUUACCACUUAAGUCUACCUGCCUCUACCUACUACACACGAGAUUGUCUGUAAUUAUGAAUGUUCUCGCCUCGCUGCGGCCCGCCAGUAUCCCUCGGUGUUCCCUGGUCCUCCCGGUGCGCCACGCUGAUAACACCGCCGCCCUAUCGCUCCUCACCACCACUCAACACACCGCCACUCUCACCCAACCACCAGCUGCUGCCAUCCUACCUCACGCCACCAUCGCCACCACUUCAACCACUACAUUCUCUCUCUCAAGCACCUCGUACUGCCUUGCUUCAUAACCCAACUUAAACUCCUUUCAUGCUUUCCUCCUAUCUAUUUGAAUGCGUACUUAUGCCAAGAGCACCUUCGUUCACAGUCACUUGUACGGUACUUCACACACACACACACACACACACACACACACACACACACACACACACACACACACACGAAGCAGCUCACAGGCGCAAGCUAACAGGGAGGAGCAGGCCGAGAGGUUAUCGAGAAAGGUAAAAAAAAAUGGGGGUUUGGCGCCGGUGGGGUGUGACGCACCUCCCUCCAUCCCUACUCACCACCAGUAUCUCCCCAGCGGCCGCGGAGGGAAGAUUGGCGCGCGCUGCCCCUAGACUUGUUUAUUUUAGUGUUUCGUUUCGUUGACGAGGUGGGCAGGAAAGCAACAGCCACAUGCGACAGGAGCCUCAUGCAGCACGCGGAAGAGUGACAGAGUGACGGCCACACAUACACUAGGAAUUGUAACUCGGAAAAUGCCUGAAGCUGUGAUGAGAGGCGGUGCUGUGGCGGUGACCGUGGUGGCGGUGGUGGCGACGGCGGCAGCGACGACGGCAGUGUGACCAUGGGAAAGCUUUGUGUGCCAGCUGGAGCUCUGACUACCCUCUGACCCCCUGCUCUUGGUGCCACCUCCGUCCCCGCCCCGCCCCACCACACCCCGCCCCCGCGCCACGCACACCUCACGGCCUUAAAACACAAGCACUGUAGAAAUUAACUAGAGAUCUUUGCUGAGAGCUUGACGUAUAUUUUUCAAGUCUAAGUCUAUUUUCUGAGCAACUAUCGAGCUUCCGAGUGUGCGCGUGAAUGUUUGUGAAAGAUGUGAGAGCGAGGAGGAGGCGGGGAACCUGCAGGGAGGGGAGUGACCUUCCUGGGUGACAUUUCAACCAUCUCAGGUCGACCCCCAUCCCGUCCCGUCCUCCCGCCGCCGCCGACGCCACCUUCACUACUACUGCCGCUGCUGCUGCCGCCUCUUGCCACCCGACGUAAAGUGGCCCACUAGUAAGGCAGCAACAUGGACUACAUUCGCGAGUUCGACAUCCGCCUGGAGAAGGAGAUGUACUACGCCGGGGAGCUCCUGCAGGGACAGGUCAUCCUCAACACCGUGGAGAACUUCAAACUAAGGGCCAUCCGGGUGGUGCUGAGAGGAAAGGUGCACGCCGAGUGGAAGGUGGUCGUGUCAGGAGACCGGCGGACUGUGAAGGAUGACCAGUACUUCAUCGACGACCGCACUACUAUAUGGGGCAAAGACAAGCCAGAAGGAAACGUGCCCAUCUUACCGCGAGGCCACCACACCUUCCCCUUCAGGUUCCUGCUUCCAGAGAGUUCCUUACCGUGCUCCUUUGAAAGUAAAAGUGGAACCAUUCGCUACUACAUUAAGGUCACGGUGGACAUCCCCUACGCCUCGCCGCCGCAGGGGAUGAAGUACUUUACCAUCAUUGGCCCACAUAUUGACUGCAUGGAUGAACAGUACCUGAAACCAAUGGUCGGGCAGGACAAGCGAGCGUUGUGUUGUCUGUGCUGCAAGCGGGGCCCCGUGUCGCUCAGGACGCAGCUUGAACGUUCCGCCUACGUGUGUGGGGAGAGCAUCAAACUGAAGGCAGAUAUAGACAACCAGAGCGACGAGGAGAUUCGACUCAAGCUGAAACUGGUGCAGUACGUCGAAUACUUCAUCGACCGCGGGGUGCUGGGGGUGACCAAAGACCUCCAACACCCGGUGCUAGAGUACACAGGCGACCCAGUGGCGGCGGGGACCAGGUGGAAGUUCGACUCCUCUCAAAGCCUGGUGGUGCCCGUCAUGCCUCCCACGCUCAUUGACGUCUGCCGCCUCCUGCAGAUCUACUACGUGCUGAAGGUAAACAUAGAAAUGAGCAAAUCAGGGGAGGAUCUGCACAUGCACUUCCCCAUCACCAUCGCCACAGUGCCCUUCCGCAUCCCGAACUCCACCCAGCAGCCCAACAUCACCUACAGUGUGUGCUGUGACCACGUGGAAGGAGGCAUGUACACUGGGCCCGAAUUCCAGCUCGGCCAGGUGUACGACGGAGGCUGUGACAGUAACCCCGAGUCAGUGCUGCUUUACCGGCCCGUGUACGUGUGCAUACCCAACCCCAAGCUGCUCAACACUCCAGCUGCUCGUGCUCGCCUACUGGUGGAUCCUCAACAGCAGCAACAACAGCAGGAUGGCAGUAGUAGUAGCGGAGGGAAGAAAAACACCAAGAAAACAUCCACAGUUCCGCAGGAGUCUGAUAAAACCUCGACUAUGUGAUUUCGGAAGAGAUACGACCGUGGUGGUGAUGGUGGUAGUGUUGCUGGUGGUGCCACUGCUGGGGUGAGGUGUUCCCGUGGUGGUGGACAGCGCUAGAGUGUGCUGAGUGGCUGAGUGACAGUGUGGGAGGUGAAAGGAGGGGAAUGUGACGCAGUGGUGAUGUGAGUGUUAGUGGUGGUGACUGUCUAGAGCUCGUAUUCCCAAACCCUUCUGUGCUUCACCUCCACUAUUUUAAAAAGGCCUUUUUCAAAUCUACAUGAGUUUUUAAAGGUGUUUUUUAUGGUUUUAGAGGCAGAGUGAUAAGAUUUCUACAUUAUUAACUGGAGAAAUACUCUUCAAAACCCCACUAAUCAUCUCUGUGGCCUUGAAGAUAUAGUCGUGGUGAGAGAUCAAAGCGUUUCUGAAUACUGACCUAGGUAUCACAUGAGGAGCAACUUAGGAAUACCGUGGUAAGUUGAGCAGGGAGAGUGACAUGGAAGAUUGUGAAGUCUGGCCCUGCGCGAUGAGAAGGUGACGGUGUGAGGAACAGUGGUGGUGUAUGGUGAUCUGUUGGCAAUGAGAGGAAAUGACUCGCUCACUAGCCAGCUACGUAAACAGCAUCAAACUAUACGCAAGGUUUUUUUGUUUAAUCACACACACACACACACACACACACACACACACACACACACACACACACACAGUCUAGCGUAAAAGAAAAUCAAGAAAAUUCAAAUAAAGUGAAGGCGGGAAGUUUCUGUGAUUACCAAGAAGGCGACCGACAGAGACACAGAAAGGGAAGCACGAUAAUGUUAGCCAAUGACAAGCUGAGUUCCAGAGCAUCAGCCAAUCCCAGGACCCCUUACUGAAGCUGCGGCCUACUACAGGAUACUAGGACAGAUUUUUACCUUGAGAUUUGUGUACGACUAGACCGUUUUAUUGACAUUAAGAAGGGUCUAUGGAGGUCAGAAGAUUGAUGGCCAGAGUCUUCACUAUUUUAAUCCCCACGUGAAUGUCUGAAGCUGUAUAAAAUCACCAAAUAGUAAGCAGAAUGAAUAUGGAAACGCGUCACGGUACUGAAGGGGUUAACCACAAAAUAAACAUACAUACGCUCACAUAUAUACAUGCAGGCAUACACGCGUACAUAUAUGUGUAAAACGUAAAUCCAGGAAUAGAUUUUAUAACUAGUAGAAUUAUUAUAUUGUAGAUUAAAGCACAAAAUAGUUUCAUAAGUAAUGUUUAUAUACAUAUAUACAUACUAUAUCUACAGAAUAUUGUAACUAAGAACAGAGUUAUUUAGACAAUUUUUACCUAGUGUGUGUGUGUGUGUGUGUGUGUGUGUGUGUGUGUGUGUGUGUGUGUGUGUGAGCGCUGAAUAUGUUACUACAGAAGCAUUAUCAAAUGUUACAAUGUUACUUAAAUAUGUCAUUAUAAAUAGUUUAUCUACCUUCUUGAAUGUGAUCUAUAUACAUGUUGAGUGUUGCGUCUCUGACUUGACUAUAUGUUCUCUCUCUCUCUCUCUCUCUCUCUCUCUCUCUCUCUCUCUCUCUCUCUCUGUGUGUGUGUGUGUGUGUGUGUGUGUGUGUGUGUGUGUGUGUGUGUCGGUGAUAAGAAGUGCUGCUCUUUACCCAGUAUUGUUUGCAGUCUCGAGUAUCUACAGAUGUACGAGUCACUGAAGUCAAGUUGAACGGCGUCUCUCACAACACUUCACAGUCUUCGAACACAACACCGCACCUGCUGCUCUUCACACUCAAGCUUCACACAACUUGCAGGAGUUGGAGAAGUUGCUGUUGUGCUGAUGUAACAAAGGGAAGGCGAAUAUUUUGUUUUAAAAGGUCUCAAAAUCAAAAGAACGACUCUUAAGAAAGUGUGCAAGGAAGGAUACUUGAGUGGUCCAUACACAAAAGCGGUUAGAUGACAGAUAGUUCCUUCGUGUUGUGUGAAUCGUAGAUCGUGUGUCUGUAUCUAAGAACAUUGCAAAGGUUGAUCGUCUUGCCGGGAUGAGAUACGAGGCGUGAUUCGGCCUUGAGUCAUCUCACUGAAAACAUGAAGGGUGACUGGCUUUAAGUCCUUCUUAUACUAUGUCACUGUUCUCUUCUUCUUCUUCUUCUUCUUCUUCUUCUUCUUCUUCUUCUUCUUCUUCUUCUUCCUUCUUUCUUUCUUCCCUUCUUUCUUUCUUUCUUUCUUCAAAAAGGAAUAUCAUUAUCGACAAGUAUUAGUUUUGUGGUUCGUUGCAACAAAUGUAUUUUGUAAUGCUGACGAUAUGGAGAUACAAUUUAAUCCAGCUUCAGAUCAGACACUCCUCCCCAAGUGAUGCCACAGAAAGGUCUUGACAGGUACAGUCUGGCAGGAAAUAUCUUUAGCCCUGUAGUCAGUGGAGGUGUGAAGUAGCGUGGAGUUCACGUGACUGCCUCGUUAGGGUACUCCAAUGACAGCAUGCACAUGGCUAAGGUUUUCCAUUUAGUACGUCACGAACUUUCAGAAGACAUGAGGCGCCGUGGUUCCAGUGGAUCACAACAAAUUUUAUCGCAUAUCGAUUCCAAAGUUGUCUGGUAAUAAAAUCCCCAUAAAAUCAUAGAUUCUAUCUUGAUCUUUCCGACUCUUAAAUUCAUCAACGCAUUUGUAUGACUUACUGCACUUGUAUGGCGGGAUGCGGUGAUCUUGAAAGAGCGACAUUUUAUUCAGCUAAUUUGAUGAACAAGUCAGACCAACAGGUUAGUUUCAAGAUUGUGGAAGUGAAGCGUGGCAGGCGUGUGCAGUAUGCUUGAUUAGAGUAAAACAUCAAAAAUCGUGUAAAGAAUAUGGUUGGUAUUAAGUAAUGUAAUACAACUACGACCAGCAGUACGAGUGGUGUCACAUCCAGGUCUGGUCUGAGGUGCUUUGCUGAGGCAGCCUCAUCAAUCCGCACACGGGACGCUCAUCAUUCUGUAUCGGGUUUGCAAACUGUUUAUUAUUCUUAACAUUUAGUGACAUCAUAAGGGAGUGGAUGGUGCAAAAUGAUGAAAAAAAAAAGUCAUUAUUGAAGAAUCGCACACCAGCUCAGUUGUGAAGUUGACAUACAUUGACAUUUGAUAUCAGACACAACCUACUCCACAUUUCUCUCUCUCUCUCUCUCUCUCUCUGCACAGCUUGUUCUCUCUCCUUCCCCUCUGUGAGCGCGCCACGGGACACGCGUUGGAGGCGCAGCGCCGGGCUUCGCAACACUGCGUUUCGCCGAGUCUUGCAGUGCUGCACCUGGGCACUGUAGCGUCGCAGUGCUGCACCUCGACACUGUAGCAUCACAGUGCUGCACCUCAGCACUGUAGCGUCGCAGUGCUGCACCUCGGCACUGCAGCGUCGCUGUUCCUGCCAAAACUCGCGACUUAGCGAUUGAAUUUUUGCAGUUCUUCUACGUUUACUCCUGUCUUUUUUUCUGAUCUAAUUAUCUAUUUAGUUAUUUAUCAUUCCUUUGCCUGUAAGCUUCUUAAUAUAUGUAUAGUUAGUUAUUCACCUAUCAGGACUUUAUUCAUCUUGAACCUGUUUUUCAACCAUUGCAUUCCUUUAAGUUUACACACCGAAGAUGAAAAUAUAAGUACAGCCUUUAUCGAGAAAAAAGCAAAUAUAUAUAUAUAUAUAUAUAUAUA